Molecule: messenger RNA, 216 nt
Organism: Diversispora eburnea
Lineage: Eukaryota; Fungi; Glomeromycota; Glomeromycetes; Diversisporales; Diversisporaceae
Source: the annotation of a GenBank genome assembly
AUGUCUGGACCGAUAAAUCAAAUAUUUUAUGAUGCCCUAAGAAUGGGUUCUUUUAGUCAAAACCCCAACGAAAGUUCAAAAGUUCAAACACUCAGUUCAGGUCCUAAGGAAUUAGGUGAAUUUAUGGCUGACGUGGUUUCUUCAUUACGGAGGGCACAUGAAUUUAGUUUAACUUCUACUGAUUAUGACAAUCUUAAUAAAUACUUUGUAGCAGAA